AUGUCAAUUGGAGUACCGAUAAAACUUUUACACGAAGCUCAAGGGCAUGUAGUCACUCUUGAACUAAACAACGGUACUGUGUAUAGAGGAAAACUUUCUGAAGCUGAAGAUAACAUGAACGUACAGCUUCGAGAAAUAACCGUUACAGCACGCGACGGACGUGUAUCUCAACUAGACCAAGUUUACAUACGUGGAUCACAUGUUCGCUUUUUUAUAGUGCCUGAUAUGUUGAAGAACGCCCCAAUGUUUAAAAAGAUAGGGCCGAAUGCAAUGAAGGGUAGAGGAAUAGGAUUAGGCAGGGGAAAGGCUACAGUCGCACGAGCGCAAGCACGCGGAGGUCGAGGUCGAGCAUUCCGUGGAAAUCCUAGGGGUAUACCACGCGGUGGUCGUCCACAAUAA
Molecule: messenger RNA, 399 nt
Organism: Ambispora leptoticha
Lineage: Eukaryota; Fungi; Glomeromycota; Glomeromycetes; Archaeosporales; Ambisporaceae
Source: the annotation of a GenBank genome assembly